CGCACACAGACACACACGCGCGCACAGACACAAGAUGGCGGACCGCCGUGCGAACAGUUUCUCCACAACAAAAAGGCCGAGUUAAACUUCUCCCGGACUUUGUGAACGACUCCGCCGCAGUGAGCGGAGACAUGAGCGGCCCCCGCCGCGUCUGACGGCCCGUUUAACGGCCGCCCGAGUUCCCCGGGGAUGUUCCGUGAGACCUGAGGCGGACUUUGGUCGUUUCACAGCGAAUCCGAGACGGUCACAGCUGGGGUCUCCAGCAUGGCGGCAGCGUCUUACGACCAGCUGCUGAGACAGGUGGAGGUGUUGAAGAUGGAGAACUCCAACUUGAGACAGGAGCUGCAGGACAACUCCAACCACCUGACGCAACUGGAGAGUGAGGCCUCCAACAUGAAGGAAGUGCUGAAGCAGCUGCAGGGCACCAUAGAAGAAGAGUCAGGGGAGGCGUCUGGCUCUCAGCUGGAGCUAAUCGAAAGACUGAAAGAGAUGAGCCUGGAGUCUGCAGGGUUCAAGCCCAGGUCGAGGCCUCCUCUUCCCCUCUCGUCCUCCUCCAGCUCGGCCUCUUCUGGCUCCGGAGCUCCUGGAGGAGCAGCAGGAGGAUCCAAAGCUGCAGGCCCCUCCGCGCCCACCGGCCUCCCCAGGAGAGGCCCACCGCCGACGGGCAGGGACCAGGAGCGCUGCCUGGAGGAGCUGGAGAAGGAGAGGUCUCUCCUGUUGGCUGAGCUGGAGAAGGAGGAGAAGGAGAAGGACUGGUACUACGCUCAGCUGCAGAACCUCACCAAGAGGAUCGACAGUCUGCCGCUCACAGAGAAUUUCACCCUGCAGACGGACAUGAGUCGGCGUCAGCUGGAGUUCGAGGCUCGUCAGAUCCGCUCUGCGAUGGAGGAGCAGCUGGGCUCCUGUCAGGAGAUGGAGAGGAGAGCUCAGGACCGCGUGUCUCGUAUUCAGCAGAUAGAUAAGGACAUCCUGCGGCUGGGAGCACGAUCGCAGGUGGAGGAACGUCAGGGGUCGACCGACAGCAUCGGAUUGGCCUCCGCUCAGAGCUCCAGCAUCCAGUUGGACCAUGAGCCAGCCAAUGAGACAAGCUACUCUGUGCCUCGACGAAUCACCAGCCACCUCGGCACCAAGGUGGAGAUGGUGUACAGCCUUCUGUCGAUGUUGGGGACUCACGAUAAAGACGACAUGUCGCGGACGCUGCUCGCCAUGUCGAGCUCUCAGGACUCGUGCAUCGCCAUGCGUCAGUCCGGCUGCCUGCCGCUGCUCAUCCAGCUGCUGCACGGCAACGACAAGGACUCCCUGUUGCUAGGCAACUCGCGCGGCAGCAAGGAGGCCCGUGCGCGCGCCUCAGCGGCGCUGCACAACAUCGUGCACAGUCAGCCCGAAGACAAUAGGGGCCAGCGCGAGAUCAGGGUGCUCCACCUGCUGGAGCAGGUACGCCACUACUGCGAGGAGUGCUGGAGCUGGCAGGAGAACCACGAGAGGGGCGUCGACCAGGAGGACAACCCCAUGCCGUCUCCAGUGGAGCAUCAGAUCUGUCCGGCUGUCUGUGUCCUCAUGAAGCUUUCCUUUGAAGAAGAACAUCGACACGCCAUGAACGAACUGGGUCAGUGUGACAUCAUCGGGCUCUCUGAGGUCAUCCCGCUGCUCCUCUGGUGUUCACACCCUCCGUGUGUCUGUGGGUUAUUUGUCCCUGCAGGUGGUCUGCAGGCGGUGGCUGAGCUGCUGCAGGUGGACUGUGAGAUGUUCGGUCUGAGCAGCGACCAUUACAGCGUCACGCUGCGGCGGUACGCCGGCAUGGCGCUCACCAACCUCACCUUUGGAGACGUCGCCAACAAGGCCACGCUGUGCUCCAUGAAGGGCUGCAUGAGAGCGAUGGUCGCUCAGCUGAAGUCUGACAGCGAGGACCUGCAGCAGGUGAUAGCGAGUGUCUUGAGGAACCUGUCGUGGCGCGCUGAUGUCAACAGUAAGAAGACGCUGCGUGAGGUGGGCAGCGUGCGCGCGCUGACCGGCUGCGCCCUGGAGGUCCAGAAGGAGUCGACCCUGAAGUCCGUGCUCAGCGCCCUCUGGAACCUCUCGGCUCACUGCACCGAGAACAAGGCGGACAUCUGCGCGGUGGACGGCGCGCUGGCGUUCCUGGUGGGGACGCUGACGCACCGCAGCCACACCAACACGCUCGCCAUCAUCGAGAGCGGCGGCGGGAUCCUCCGCAACGUGUCCAGCCUCAUCGCCACCAACGAGGCGCACAGGCAGAUCCUGCGAGAACACGGCUGCCUGCCGACUCUGCUGCAGCACCUCAAGUCCCACAGUCUGACCAUCGUGUCCAACGCCUGCGGGACGCUGUGGAAUCUGUCGGCCAGGGACACCAAGGACCAGGAGGCAUUGUGGGAGCUGGGCGCCGUCGGCAUGCUGCGUAACCUCAUUCACUCCCGGCACAAGAUGAUCGCCAUGGGCAGCGCCGCCGCCCUGCGCAACCUGAUGGCCAACCGGCCGGCGCGCUACAAGGACGCCAGCGUGGUGUCCCCGGGCGCCGGCGCCCCGUCGCUGCACGCCCGCAAGCAGAAGGCGCUUUUUGAGGAGCUGGACGCUCAGCAGCUGUCGGAGACUUUCGACAACAUCGACAACCUGAGCCCCAAGGCGGCGCACAGAAAGGGGCGGGGCUGUAACGGCGCCGCAGGGGCAGCGACGCGAUCUUACACCAACACGCCGGUGCUGUCCAGCCCGAAGAACGCGGACGGCUCAAAGAGGCCCGGCGAGGAGGUGGCGUACGGCCGGCCCGUGUUCCCGCCCAGCGUGCGGGCGUCCAGCGACAGCCUGAACAGCGUGACCAGCGCCGACGGCUACGGGAACCGCGGCAAGACCAAGCCCUCGGCCGAGCCCUUCUACUCGUCCGACGAGAGCGCCGCCAACAAGUGCUGCGUCUACAGGAAGUACCCGGCCGACCUGGCGCACAAGAUCCGCAGCGCCAACCACAUGGCGGACGACGACGGCGGCGAGCUGGACACGCCCAUCAACUACAGCCUGAAGUACUCCGACGAGCAGCUGAACUCCGGCAGGCAGAGCCCGAGCCACCGCGAGAGCGACGAGGACGACGAGCUCCGGCUGAGGAGGCGGAGAACCGACGGCGCCGACCCCGCGCUCGCGGGCGGCCGCGCAGCCUCCGGCGGUCAGCCGCGCUACGCCGCCGCCGCGACCUCGAACUACGGCGCCGACUCGGCGGUGGAGCAGCCCAUCGACUACAGCCUGAAGUACGGCGCCGAGGCCGCACGCAAACCGCUGCUCCGGCCCGAGGAGAAGGCCGCUGCCUCAGCCCCGCCCCCUCCGUCAGCCGCCGCAAACAAGCUCCGCCCCCCGCCGCCCCUGUCUGCCAAUCGGACGGCGCCAAAGGGCCACCAGGAGUUGACGCAGACUUACUGCGUAGAGGACACGCCCAUCUGCUUCUCCAGGGGCAGCUCGCUGUCCUCGCUGUCAUCGGAGGAGGACGACGAAGACGGCGAUGUCAUCGGGAGGAAGAGGAGAAGCAGGCGGGGCAGCGGCGGUAACGAUUACCCAACACUUCCUGUCAGCGAGAAGGACGCACAGGAGCAACAGCAGAGGCAGCAGAAGGAGGCGGAGAGCCAGACCGCCACCGCAGCGGCCGCCGCCGCCGCCGCCUCCUCCGCCCCCUCCUCACGAGGAAGACGUGGUCACCACCACGGCCACGCCCACCACCAUCACCACCACCAUGGUCCUUCGUCGUCGGGCGCCAGGACUCCCAAGAGUCCUCCGGAGCAGCCGUACGCUCAAGAGACGCCGCUGAUGUUCAGCCGCUGCACCUCCGUCAGCUCUCUGGACAGCUUCUCCACCUCCUCCAUCGCCAGCUCCGUCCGCUCAAGCGAGCCGUGCAGCGGCAUGCCGAGCGGCGUGGUCAGCCCCAGCGACCUGCCCGACAGCCCCGGUCAGACCAUGCCGCCGAGCCGCGCCAAGACGCCACCUCCGCCUACGCGGAGCACCAAGGAGGAGGAGCGGAGCAAGAAGAAAAAGGAGGAGGAGGAGGAGAGCAGCGCCGACGUCCUGCUGCACUUCGCCACGGAGAGCACGCCGCACGGCUUCUCCCGCGCCUCCAGUCUGAGCGCGCUCAGUCUGGACGAGCCGUACAUUGCAGCAGAGAUGAUGAAGGAGGAGGAGGAGCAUCAGCAGCAGCAGCAGCAGCAGCAGCAGCAGCAGCAGCAGCAGGAGGAGGAGGACGAGGAGGACGAGGAGGAGGGAGGAGGAGACGAUGGCGUGAGGAAGGACGAGGAGGGAAACAAACCCAUCCUCGACGAGUCGGACGACGACGAGAUCCUGGAGCAGUGCAUCAACAUGGCCAUGCCCAAGUCGUCACGGAAACCAAAGAAGCAGCAACAAGCAGCGCCACGGAAACCCAGCCAGCUCCCCGUCUAUAAGCUCCACCCACCUCAGAGCCGCGCCCAAUCACAGCAGAGGAAGGAUGUGCCUCAGCCGCCGGAGGAGGUGCCGAGAAUUUACUGCGUGGAAGGAACGCCGCUCAACUUCUCCACCGCCACAUCGCUCAGUGACCUCACCAUCGACUCCCCGCCCAAUGAGGAAGCAGCUGUGGCGCCUGUAGCCCCACCUCCACCCGGCCAGCGGAGGGGGGCGGGACUACCCGAGGGCGAGAAUGGCGACGACAUCCUGGCGGAGUGCAUCAGCGCCGCCAUGCCCAAAGCCAAGCCCAGAAAACCGGUCCGAGCGUCAGUGAACAGCGAGCACCUCAAAGCCCCGCCUCCUCCUGCUCCGGCUCCGCCCCCUCUCGCCCUGCAGCAGCAGCAGAAGAAGAAGCCGACGUCUCCGGUGAAGCCAAUGCCGCAGCGGGCGGCGUACAGCGUCGCCGCGGCAACCGCUGCCAGAGCCAAGCCGGGGUUCGCCUUCGACUCGCCGCACCACUACACGCCCAUCGAGGGCACGCCGUGCUGCUUCUCACGCAACGACUCCCUGAGCUCGCUCGACUUCGACGAAGACGACUGCGGCGACAAGGACACGGAGAAGAAAACCAGAGAAGAAGAAGGCAGGAAGAGGAAGCAGCAGCAGGCGGCGGCGGCGGUUUUCCCUCGGACCAAACCGGCGCCCAACGCCACGGCGUCUGACGAGAGGCAGAAGUUCUCCAUCGAGGACACGCCCGUCUGCUUCUCCAGGAACUCGUCCCUGAGCUCGCUGAGCGACAUCGACCAGGAGAACAACAACAAGGAGUUCGCUCCGCCGCCCGAGGAGAAGGACGGAGGCAAAGCGGGAGGCAAGCCUCCUCAAGAGGAGACGAAGCCCCGCCCCCCCGUGGCGAGCUGCUAUGCUCCCAUCGCGUUCCACGUGGAGGACACGCCCGUCUGCUUCUCCAGGAACUCGUCGCUCAGCUCGCUGAGCAUCGACUCGGAGGACGACCUGCUGCAGGAGUGCAUCAGCUCCGCCAUGCCCAAGAAGAAGAAGAAGGCCGCCAGCGCCGCCGGCCCCGUGGCCACGCCUCCUCCCGCUUCCAAAGCCGAGGACGAUAUUUUGACCGAGGAGGAGCCUUCGGAGGCGCCCAGGAGCCCCACGUCCCCCGAUUCGGAGACGUUUGACUGGAAGGCGAUCCAGGAAGGCGCCAACUCCAUCGUCAGCAGCCUGAACGCAGCCGCCGCCGCGUCCUCGUUGUCGCGGCAACCGUCGUCCGACUCCGACUCGGUCCUCUCCCUGAAGUCGGUGGGCUCGCCGUUCCGCCUGCCAGCAGCCAAUAACAACGCAGAAGAAGACCCAGAGGAGAUGGAGGAGGUGGCGAUGAAGCGGGGGGCGAGGAUCCUGAAGGGCGGGGAGCGCAGCACGCUGGAGGCCAAGAAGAAGAAGGAGGAGGUUGAGGAGGAGGAGGAGGCCAAGGCCUUGAGAGGAGGGAAGAAGGUGUACAGGAGCCUGAUCACGGGGAAGCCGAGGGCGGAGCCAUCCGCGAGGGGGCGGAGCAAGCCCAGAGCAGCCGCUGUGGCCAAGCCUCCCGGAAGCCUCGAUGGCGCCGACAGAGGAGGCGCGUCCUCUCGCGACUCCACGCCGUCCCGCCCUACCGCUGCAGCCAAUCAGAAAGGAGGGAAGACGCUGCAGACGCCACGCACGGCGUCUCCAGGAAGUGCGUCGUCGUCGUCCUCUUCGGCCUCCAGGCCUGCCAAGCAGAGCGGGGGGGCGAGGGGCGGCGGCAUCCCGAGGAGCGAGUCGGCGUCGAAGGUCGGCGGCUCUACGGCGGCCAAGAAGCCGAAGGCGGAGCCUGAGAAGGCGGCGCCCGAGAAGCCGGCGCUGGUCCGUCAGUCGACCUUCAUCAAAGAAGCGCCGAGUCCCACGCUGAAGAGGAAGCUGGAGGAGUCAGCGGCGGCCGGGACGGGGGCGGAGUCGCCGACCAGCCCCGAUGCUCCGUUGCCGUCGACGACCAGGCGGCACGACAUCAACCGCUCACACUCGGAGAGCCCCUCUCGCUCACAGGAAGUGACGUCAUCACGGUUCAGCCGCACAGGCACCUGGAAGCGGGAGAGCAGCAGCGGAGGCGGAACCGGCAAGCACGCAACCUCGCUGCCCCGCGUGGGCACGUGGAAGCGGACGGGAAGCUCCUCCUCCAUCCUGUCGGCGUCAUCGGAGUCCAGCGAGAAGGGGCGGAGCGAGGAGGACGGCGGCGCCGCCAGGUCCAACGGGACGUGGAGGAAGGGGAAGAGCGGCGGCGAUUCGGCGGCCGGACGCUUCUCCGACAAGUCGGAGGACGUGUGGGUGCGUCUGGAGGAUUGUCCCGUCAACAACCCGCGCUCCGCCUCCGCCCGCUCGCCCACCGCCAACGCCCCCCCCGUCAUCGACAGCCCGGCGCCCUCCAAGAUCCCCUCCUCCUCCUCCUCCUGCUCCUCCUCCAACCUCAACCUGCGCCGGAGCUGCGAGAGUCUCGACGACAAGCCGCCGCCGCCCGAAUGCCCGACACCACCACAACAACAACAACAACAACAACAACGCAGUCAGCAGCGCAGCGGCGCCGUGGCGGCUCGGGUCAGCCCCUUCAACUACACGCCGAGCUCCAGGAAAGGAAGCUCCGACGUCAACGCCACGCCCCCAACGACCACCGUCCCGUCGUCCUCGUCGACCUCCACGACCCCCACACGACCUUCACUCAUCCCCACACCCGUCACUAAGAAACGGGAGCCGAAGGGCGGCGAGGGCGGCGGCGGGGGGGCGGAACGCGGCUCGUACAUCGUGACGUCAGUUUGAAGAGAAACGGACAGAAACGGAGGAAGUGUAAAUACGGAGAGUGUACAGGAAGUGCGUCUGCAUUUAAGCGCUAGCCCCGCCCCUUCACCCCCCUCUUCCCCUCAUUGGCUCCUCUCACCUGCCACUCAUGGUUCUUUAUUCGAGGAGAGCAAACUUUAAAAGUAAACUUUUUAUGUUUUUAUACCACUAAAAUGAUAAGUAGCGCUUAGCUCCGCCCCUUUCUGCCUGUGUUCCUGCAUGGCCCCGCCCCCCUAACAAUGACAGUUACCACGGUGAUGUUUCUGCUAGCUGUAGCAGUUGAAGACGAUUCUGCUCUUUGGGACGGUUUUUUUUCACAUUUUGUUCUGAAAAAAAAAUCACAAUAGAUUUUUCUCCUGUCGUCGGGUAGAAAUUAAUUUAUUCUCUCCGUGUGGAGACAGCUUGGUGGUUCAACAUGUAACGAUUCCCAGUUUGAGUGUAAAAUAAUCUCCACUAAAGCUGCUUUGAAUGAGACGAGGAAACUUCUGAGAGAACAAAUAACACUGUAAACGUAAGUUAUUGCUGUAAAACCGUAAGAACCUUCACUUAAGCACAUAAUUUAAACCAGAAUGAUUUUUGCCAAAAAGAGUUUCCAUGGCUGUAACUUUAUUUUCACUGUUUUUAUGUUCGUGGAAGACGAGUCGGAAGCAAAAAUGUUUUUGGUGAAAUGUUAAACUGAUGAACAAUAAAACAUUUUAGCUGCAAACUCUUCUGGUUGUUUGAUUGUGAAAAUGAUAGAAAUGAAUGAAGCUUAAUAAAAA
This is a messenger RNA of Pungitius pungitius (ninespine stickleback), 8012 nucleotides long. RefSeq names its product APC regulator of WNT signaling pathway (gene apc). Gene Ontology annotation, cellular component: beta-catenin destruction complex; cytoplasmic microtubule; catenin complex. The record is from RefSeq and is a predicted model, not a curated record. Gene Ontology annotation, molecular function: gamma-catenin binding; beta-catenin binding; microtubule binding. Bases 265 to 7233 code for a protein of 2322 amino acids. NCBI's taxonomy places the organism in Eukaryota, Metazoa, Chordata, Actinopteri, Perciformes, Gasterosteidae. Gene Ontology annotation, biological process: Wnt signaling pathway; pattern specification process; negative regulation of canonical Wnt signaling pathway. The transcript is spliced from 15 exons.